UUAGAUAGACCUAAAUUACCAGAAAAUUACCAGCAAGAGACAUGGGAGAAACUAAAAGAUGCAGUAAUAGCAAUUCAGACUUCCAGACCUAUCAGUACAUCUCAAGAAGAACUUUAUCAUGCUGUGCAGAAUUUGUGUUCUAAUAAGAUGGCCAAUAAUUUAUAUAUAAACCUUCGUAGUUUAUGUGAACAGCAUGUAAAAUUAAAUGUUGAACAGUUUUUAAAAGACAACCUGGAUAACCUGUGUUUUUUAAAAUUAAUGAAUGAAUGUUGGCAAGACCAUUGUCGUCAAAUGAUUAUGAUAAGAAGUAUAUUUCUAUUCCUUGAUCGUACUUAUGUCUUGCAGACACCCGGUGUUUCAUCAUUAUGGGAUUUGGGUUUGGACAUGUUUCGCACACAUAUUAUAUCAAAUAGCUUAGUUCAGAAUAAGACAGUUGAUGGCUUAUUACAGCUAAUUGAGAAAGAAAGGACUGGAGAAACUGUUGAUAAAGGAUUGCUUAAAAAUUUAUCGCGCAUGUUAUCAGAUUUACAAAUAUACCAACAAGCUUUUGAAGUGAAGUUUCUCGAAGCAUCUGAACAGUUAUAUGCAGCAGAAGGCCAGCGAUUGAUGCAGGAAUUGGAAGUUCCUUUAUAUUUGGCACAUGUUGACAGGCGCAUUGUCGAGGAAUGGGAACGACUGUUAUAUUACCUAGAUCACUCGACAAAGAAACCUUUGAUUCAGUGUGUUGAAAAACAGUUAUUAGGUGAACAUUUGAGCACUAUUCUACAGAAGGGACUUGAUCAGCUGUUAGAUGAAAAUAGAUUAAAUGACCUUUCUCUGACUUACAGUUUAUUUUCUAGAGUUAAGGAAGGUCUUCCUCAAUUGUGUUCUUAUUUUAACAACUACAUAAAGAAAAGGGGACGUGUUAUAGUUUGCAAUCCAGAGAAAGAUAAGACUAUGGUUCAAGAACUCCUAGAAUUUAAAGAUCAGAUGGAUACUGUUAUAAAUCAGUGUUUUAAGAAAAACAUAAAAUUCAUACAUUCCCUAAAAGAAGCAUUUGAAUAUUUUGUAAAUCAGCGCCCUAACAAGCCAGCAGAAUUGAUAGCAAAAUUUGUGGAUUCAAAACUUCGGGCUGGAAAUAAGGAAGCAACUGAAGAAGAAUUGGAACGCCUUCUUGAUAAAAUAAUGGUUUUGUUCAGAUUCAUUCAUGGAAAAGAUGUUUUUGAAGCAUUUUACAAAAAAGAUUUAGCUAAAAGGCUGUUAGUGGGUAAAAGUGCUUCUGUUGAUGCUGAAAAAUCAAUGUUAUCAAAACUAAAGCAGGAAUGUGGUGCUGCUUUUACAAGCAAAUUGGAAGGAAUGUUUAAAGAUAUGGAACUAUCAAAAGAAUUAAUGUUAGCCUUUAAACAGCAUCUUCAGAAUGUUAAGCCAUCUGGUAAUAUUGAUAUGACUGUAAAUAUUUUGACCAUGGGUUAUUGGCCAACGUAUCAACCGAUGGAAGUACUAAUGUCAUUAGAUAUGGUUCAUUAUCAAGAAAUAUUUAAAAAAUUUUACUUAGGAAAACACAGUGGUAGAAAAUUACAGUGGCAACCAAAUCUAGGUCAUUGUGUACUAAAAGCUGAAUUUCCUGCAGGAAAUAAAGAGUUGCAAGUUUCAUUAUUUCAAGCAUUAGUUCUACUGUUGUUUAAUGAAAAUCAUAGUUAUUCAUAUGAAGAAAUAAAACAGUCAGUUGGAAUCGAAGAUGGAGAACUUAAGAGAACACUUCAGUCUUUAGCAUGUGGCAAAGCCAGGGUGCUCCAUAAAAUGCCACGGGGUAAAGAAGUAGAAGAUAAAGAUGCCUUUGUUUACAAUGCAGACUUUAGAAACAAGUAUUUCAGAAUUAAAAUCAACCAGAUUCAGAUGAAAGAAACACAAGAAGAACAAUCAUCAACCCAAGAAAGGGUCUAUCAGGAUCGUCAGUAUCAAAUAGAUGCUGCCAUUGUGCGCAUUAUGAAAAUGAGGAAAUCAUUAUCACAUAAUUUGCUUAUUUCAGAGUUAUUUAAUCAACUGAAGUUCCCGGUUAAAGCUGCAGAUCUGAAAAAAAGAAUUGAGAGUCUUAUUGACAGAGACUAUUUGGAGCGUGAUGGAGAUAAUCCUAAUCAGUAUCAUUAUGUUGCAUAAAUAUCAUUGCAUUUUUUAAACUGAAAGUUCAACUUGAAGAAUUUCUAUUUCAAAAACCAAUAUAUGUUUUCUUGGAUUCUUUUAAAUUUACAUUGUUUCAGCAUAUUAUACUUGACGUAUUUUUAAAAAAGAAAAUGUUAUACUGAAAGUGAAAUUUUAUGCAUUUGUGUAACAACUGUAUUAUCUAUCCUUAUCCAUUCAUUGUUUUGUUGUUAAAUAAAAUUAUUUGUUCAUAGUU
Messenger RNA from Stegodyphus dumicola, 2374 nucleotides. RefSeq names its product cullin-4A-like. Gene Ontology annotation, cellular component: cullin-RING ubiquitin ligase complex. Gene Ontology annotation, biological process: ubiquitin-dependent protein catabolic process. Gene Ontology annotation, molecular function: ubiquitin protein ligase binding. NCBI's taxonomy places the organism in Eukaryota, Metazoa, Arthropoda, Arachnida, Araneae, Eresidae. The record is from RefSeq and is a predicted model, not a curated record.